Messenger RNA from Thlaspi arvense, 4406 nucleotides. Lineage: Eukaryota; Viridiplantae; Streptophyta; Magnoliopsida; Brassicales; Brassicaceae. The record is from the annotation of a GenBank genome assembly.
CGCGCGGCAACUUUUUAUGCACCUUCGUCCUCUCUCAUUCAUGAAAUUGUCAGUGCUUUUGAUUGUUGAUUGAUUUUGGCGCCUAGGGUUCUUAUUUGCAAUUUCCAACUCGUUUGCAUCUUCUCGCUUGUGGGUUUCCCAUAAAAGAAAUUGUCGUUCAAGGUGAGUGAUUAAGUUCGAGAGGUCUUUGUGCUCGGCGAGAAAUUGGGGGCGGAGCAUUGCUAGUUAAUUGGAAUUUCGUUUACUAGGGUUUGGAGUUCUGAAUUUGGGAUUAUCCGGUAGUUUAUGAAUCAAACUGCUGUAUGAUCCUUAGCCUAUUCAUAUAAAGGACCCACGCAGUUUAAUUUCAAUGGAUAAACUAGAUUCGUCUUCCGACGAAGUUGUGGUGACGCUUGUUGAAAUGGGCUUUGAAAAAUUGGAUGCUAUGGAGGCUGUAAAAGCUGUUGGUAAGUCGUGUGAUGACGCUGUGGAGUAUAUCUUGAAGGGUCAUCAUCACAGAAGUAGUGGAUUCUCUUCGGCUGCUUCACUAUGUUCUACGACGAACAAUAAGACCCUUGGCAAAAGAGCUGUGCCAUCUUCGAAGUUUUCUUCGGGAUCAAUGCGACAAUCGAGUUUGCUUGACCAUUUUAAAUCCGUGGACCGGAACAAGAAAAAAGGCGACAGCUUUGGGACUGCAGAAAUGGAUCCUCAGCUAGAAACGCCGCGAAAGUCUUCUCUUCCAGCGUCUGGUUGUUUUGUUGAUACACAAUUGUUAAAUGGUUGCUCAGAGGCUUCAUCAACUUGGGAGAAAAGGGUUAUUUCUAUACUAAGGACUCGGUUUGGUAUUUCAUCCCUGAAAAGUUUCCAAAAGGAGGCUUUGUCAACGUGGGUUGCUCACAAGGACUGUCUUGUUCUAGCUGCAACGGGAUCUGGGAAAUCGCUUUGCUUCCAGAUUCCUGCGUUAUUGACGGGAAAGAUUGUUGUCGUAAUUUCACCUUUGAUAAGCCUGAUGCAUGAUCAGUGUCUCAAGCUAUCAAUGCACAAAGUCUCUGCUUGUUUUCUAGGCUCAGGCCAACUUGAUAAUCGCAUAGAACAGAAGGCAAUGCAGGGAAUGUAUCAGAUCAUAUAUGUUUGCCCUGAGACAGUGGUUCGAUUGAUUAAACCACUCCAGAAGCUCGCAAAAACUCAUGGGAUUGCUCUUUUUGCUAUUGAUGAAGCGCACUGCGUAUCAAAGUGGGGGCAUGAUUUUCGUCCGCACUACAGGAAACUAUCUGUGUUGCGGGAAAACUUCUGUGCCAGCAAUUUGGAAUUCCUGGAAUAUGAUGUACCGAUAAUGGCAUUGACUGCAACAGCCACGGCUCACGUACAGGAAGAUAUUCUUGAUUCACUUCACCUGUCAAAGGAAACAAAGACUGUGCUUACUUCAUUUUUCAGGCCAAAUUUACAGUUUUCAGUUAAACAUAGUCGAACCAAGUCUGCAUCGUCAUAUGAAAGGGACUUCCAAAACUUGAUUGACUUAUACUCUGGAAAGAGAAAGGCUAUAGGGAAAAAGCUAGCAGUUAUCGCACGAGAGUCAGAGGAGCAGACUGAUUUUGGUUAUCACGAUGCUGAGAACAUCCAUGAGACAGAUAACGAUGAUGAUGAAGAGGAUCCAGAAAACUCUUUGGCAAAUCAAAACAGUUCAAGUGGGAAAGAAAUGUCAGAAGAGUAUCCGGAAGAUGAAACCGACAUCUUCCAGAGUGUUGAUGAUUGGGAUGUUGCUUGUGGGGAGUUCUGUGCAAGGUCUCCUUGUGAAACCCUGGAUAUGCCUCUCCCUCCCGGAAAGCAAAUACCUGACGAAUCUGGACACAACUAUAGUCUCCAGCAGAAGGAUUUUGAAGGACCGACAAUCAUUUACGUUCCUACAAGAAAGGAGAGUGUCAACAUUGCAAAAUAUAUCUGUAGGGUUGGACUGAAGGCUGCAGCUUACAAUGCAUCGUUGCCAAAAAAACAUCUCAGACAAGUCCACCAGGAAUUUCACGACAAUAAGCUGCAGGUUGUUGUUGCCACAAUUGCGUUUGGAAUGGGAAUUGACAAGAAAAAUGUCCGGAAAAUCAUCCAUUAUGGUUGGCCGCAGAGCUUGGAAGCAUAUUACCAAGAAGCUGGUCGAGCUGGAAGAGAUGGGGAAUUGGCUGAGUGCGUGCUCUAUGCUAACCUGUCGAGAGUACCAACGCUUUUGCCAAGCCGUAGGAGCAAAGAACAGACAGAGCAAGCUUACAAGAUGCUAUCUGAUUGCUUCAGAUACGGGAUGAACACUUCACAAUGUCGAGCAAAAAUUCUCGUGGAGUACUUUGGGGAGGAUUUUAGUUCCAAGAAGUGUAACUUAUGCGAUGUUUGUACUAAAGGGCCUCCGGAGCAAGUAAAUGUACGAGAGGAAGCUAAUCUUUUGUUUCAAGUAAUCACUGCUUUUCAUGUAGAGAAUAGCUCUGAACAUGCAUCAUAUGAAGAUUACGGACUCGGCAACAGCACACAGAAGAAAUUAUCCCACAAGCCAAAUCUUCUGUUCUUCAUCAGUAGAAUCAGGGAACAGUCCCAAAAAUUCAUGGAAAUAGAUCGCCUUUGGUGGAAAGGUCUUGCCCGUAUUAUGGAAGCCGAGGGGUACAUCAAAGAGAUCGAUAACAAGUCUCGUCGAGUUGAGAUUGCGUCAAUAGAACCAACAGAAAAAGGGAAGAAGCAACUAGAUUUUCAAGAGGAGAAGCCACUCUAUGUAUACCCUGAAGCCGACAUGCUUGUUUCGUUGAAGCAACGCAGAACAUACAGCGGAUUCUCUGAUUGGGGAAAAGGCUGGGCAAAUCCAGAGAUCAGGCGCCAGCGGUUAGAGACGAUGAAACGCCCCAGAGAAAGGAAACCCCGAAGAGAACGAUCACGACAACGUCCUUUGAAGUUACAAAAGAAAGUUCCAUGGAGAAGCAAAGAAUGAUCUUAUAUCAACCAUCUUCAAUCCCAUCUUGAGGCAGAGACGUCGAGCCAUCGAGAAGCUGAGGCUCGUGAAUGAGGCUUUGGUUACUGCGGAAGAGAACGUGGCGAGGCUUCAAGAGCGCCAUGAUGUGAUUCUCAAAGAAAUAUGUUCUUAUUACCUCGUUAACUCCGAGCUCCAAGAAGUUUUGGUUGCAGCUCGAGCAGCUAUUGAUGAUGCUUCUGGUUUUGUAAUGGAGCUUAGAAGAUUACAGUUGAAUAUUUUAAACUCUCUUUCUUAAUCAAGUUUUAAUGCUUGCGUAAUUGAAUACAUAAUUAAUACGGUUCCGAUGUUAAAGAAGGACAGAUAAAGCUUGUAUUGCGUGGGAGAUAGAUCUGACGGCUGAGAUUACUCGAGUGUUUAUUUUCUCCUUCCUUUGCGGCGCCCACGUGUUGUUAACUAAAUACGUCGACACACACACACACAUGGUGAAGAGCAUCAUCAACAUGGUAUAACAGGAACCGUUGGAUCAAAAGCAACGAGAUACAAUCUGAACGGAUAACAUCACUAAUACUCGGAUUGCCAGCGUGGCCGUAGAUGGUAUAUAGAUACACGUUGUUGCGUCCACAUUUUCCGCAAAUCGGAAACCGCCACAAAACCGAAAAAAGGGAGAAGAAACACACAAAUACUGCUUUUAGAUCCGAAUUUGUGCAUUUCAUCUGUUUCCAAUGGAGUCACCAGCAGCAGCGAAGCCAGCGAGAGGUGCCGGAGGAAGAAGGGGCGGAGAUAGGAAGAAGAGUGUUACCAAGUCGGUCAAGGCUGGUCUCCAGUUUCCUGUGGGUCGUAUCGCUCGUUUCCUGAAGAAGGGUCGGUAUGCGAUUAGGUACGGCUCCGGUGCUCCUGUCUACCUCGCCGCCGUCCUCGAGUACCUCGCUGCUGAGGUUCUGGAGCUCGCCGGAAACGCAGCGAGAGACAACAAGAAAACGAGGAUAAACCCUAGGCAUCUUUGCUUGGCGAUAAGGAACGACGAAGAACUGGGGAAGCUUCUUCACGGAGUCACCAUCGCAAGUGGAGGAGUUCUUCCAAACAUCAACCCGAUUCUUCUUCCCAAGAGAGUUGCUUCUUCGUCUCAGACUGAGAAGGCUUCACCAGCUUCCAAAUCUCCUAAGAAGGCUUAAAAAAAUCUGUGUUGAGAAAUCAAUGUGUUUAGGGUGUUGCUUUGGUUAUAUCGAUCUAGAAGAACAUCUUGUUUUGCGUUUUGUUUUAGGGAUUGUGUAGGUUUCUACGUUCCCCAUUUGGUUGUCUAUGGAAACCAUGGGAAGAUAAUGUUUUAAGUCAUUUUGUUAUGAUCGAACUAAUUUCUGGAUUUGUUAUCAAUUUCAGUAAAAAUCAACUGUCUAAUCAAAUUAAUAAUUCUGGAUUUCUUGCUCUUUGAUCUCAAGAAAAAACACAGAAAAUAUGAAUGUAUGGAUUAGAUUGUUUAAUCACGUAG